AUGGUCGCUGAGAGGGUGGUGGGCCUGGUGGCAGAGGUGACGAGAGUGGCAGCAACGGUGGAGUCGUUCUGGGAGGCAGUAGGCUUGAGCUUCCACCCGGUUUCAAUUUUCACACGCCCCCCCCCCCCCCCUUCAUCCUUCAUCUUCACGAGUCGAAGCCCUCUGCUCAGACUAGCUGACCAGCCGAAGACGAACCCGCGAGCCGCGACCCUCAGGCCCUCGACUGCGACCUCGACUCGACCCCGCGACUCUCGAGCCCUCGAUCCUCGAGCCGUCGACCUCGAGGUCUCUGCUUCUCUCUGUGCCUCCAAAAUCGAAGGAGAAAGUACAGAUCUUUCCCCCUUUCCGACCUCAGAUCACCUGCCGGCGGCAGAUUGGCUUAGUUUGAUCGAAUUUUGCUUUCUUGUCUGGCAUUGGAGAUUGUGGGCAGAAUUUAGUAAGUUGGAAGCCAUAGCGCUACUGGUCAAAGGAUUCGGGAGAGGGGAGGCAGUCUUACGCUGCCUUGUGCUACUACUCAAAACAGUUCAAUAUCGUAUUAUGUCAACACAUGGACUUGGAUGCGCUAGUUUCUUUGUUGAAUAUCAAGGCAAUUUAAGGAAAACAUUCUGAUAUAGGGAGACUUGUAUCUUUGAUGGAGGAUUACAAGUCAGAAAUUGAGGAAAGCAGCAUGGGUGAACCUGUAUAAUUUGGAUGAGUGUUUGACAAUGUUGAAGUUGAAAUCUAAGUUUGUAUAUUCCUUCAGUUCUUUUUGCCCAUAUCUUCAAUGUUGAUUUUCAUACUUUCUCCUAUGAAAGAUUCGUGCCCAAAUCUUGAUUCUUUUUUCUUCUCA
Punica granatum (pomegranate) is the source of this 829-nucleotide messenger RNA. The record is from RefSeq and is a predicted model, not a curated record. NCBI's taxonomy places the organism in Eukaryota, Viridiplantae, Streptophyta, Magnoliopsida, Myrtales, Lythraceae.